AUGGGCAAACGAUCACGCAAUGGACGAAGUGGAGGACGCGGUGGUGGCCGCGGCAGCAAAAAGUCCCGUGCUUACGGUGCCGUAGAUGACUGGCGCACUGAUAGAUUCGCCGAUUGGGUAUACGAGAAUGAAAACUUUGACGCGUACUACAAGUCGCAAAAUAUCAUGGCAGACACGGAGUGGGAUGCUUUCAAGAAGGCGCUAGCCACGCCGCUGCCAACAACCUUUCGCAUCAACAGCUCAUGUCCUUUUGCAGACCGCAUCCGCGAACACAUUGAGCAAGAUUUCAAGUUCGACGGACUGGUCGUGGACGAUAAGCCUGUGGAUCCCAUCAGCUCUUUGCCUUGGUAUCCUGAUAAUCGUGGCUUUACGUGGUCGGUGGAGCGCCGUCGUGUGCGCAAGCUACCUAUCUUAAAAGAGUUUCAGUCGUGGCUGAUAGAGCUCUCUAAUAGCGGUAGUAUCACACGACAAGAAGCCGUAAGCAUGAUUCCUCCUCUUGUUCUGGGUGUAGAGCCACAUCAUAAAGUGUUAGACAUGUGUGCUGCUCCUGGCUCAAAAACGUCACAGCUCCUUGAGUCGUUGCACUCGCAAGAUUUUGCAACAGGAAAAACUCCCACUGGAGUCGUGGUGGCCAACGAUGUGGAUAUCAAGCGUGCGUACAUGUUAGUGCACCAGUCAAAACGUAUGAGCUCGCCGGCUUUGCUUGUCACUUGUCACGAAGCUCAAAACAUUCCAUUUCUUGGCAAGGACGGUUUGGAGAGUGAAGGUGUGUUUGAUCGUAUUUUGUGCGAUGCUCCAUGCAGUGGUGACGGUACCUUACGUAAAAAUCCCUUGAUAUGGAAGACGUGGAGUGCCAAAAACGGGAUCGCGCUUCAUCCACUGCAGCUUCAAAUCGUCAAGCGUGGUGCAGCGCUCCUUAAAAUUGGUGGCAAGAUCUGCUACUCAACGUGCUCAUUUAAUCCGAUUGAGAAUGAAGCUGUAGUGGCUGAGCUGCUACGGUGGGGCAAGGGAUCGCUAGAGCUUGUGGAUGUUUCGAACACGCUGUCACGACUGAAGCGCCGAUCUGGCAUCAGCACGUGGAAAGUGAUGAACUCGCGACUGAAAGAAUAUUCGACUUAUGAGAGCUAUGUCGAAGAGAACAUAAAAGAAAAAAGUAAGGACAAGAUUCGUUUUACGAUGUUUCCACCAACGGAGAACGAAGCUCUUGAGUUUCAUUUGGAACGUUGCAUGCGCUGCUUGCCUCAGGAUGAAAACACGGGCGGGUUCUUUAUUUGUUUGCUCAAAAAGGUGGCAGCGACCCCAAAUGAUAAGGAGGAACUCAGACUCGACGUGGGCGAAAAUGCUCUUACAGAUCCGAAAAAGCUUGCCGAAGUAGAACUUAAUGAUGUUGCGACGUUGCCCACCGAAGUUACGGCCAGUGACAUCAAACCCCACAAUGAGGUGCGCGAAGUUGCUUUGAUAAAUGAGGUGAAUACACAUAAAAGCCGACGCUAUGAUCGCAUGAAGAAAAAUGGGGAAGUAUAUGUUUCCUUUAGAGCUGAAUAUGAGGCUCAUGUGCGCGAUUAUUACGAUAUUACUACUACUUUUUCAGCUGAGCAGCUGAUCACGCGCUCAGAAGAUGCAAAGUCUGUCACAUUUGUCACCGAAAGCAUCACGAUGGCUUUGCUGGAAGAAAUGAAGCGCAAGAAGAUGCAGGUUGUGUACGCUGGUUUGAAAAUGUUUGAGCGGAAUGAGACUACAGAGGGUGGAAAAGUGUACCGUGUUUGCCAAGCUGGUUUGCCGCAUAUUCUUCCCUUUAUGAACAAGUGUAAGGCAAUGGUAGGUACAAGAGACUUUCAGAUGAUGCUUGAGCGACUAGGCGACUUACUAGAUUUCGACGAGUUCGAGCCUGACACACGCGAGUAUCUGGAGAAUGCUCCUAUCGGUAGUGUCGUAUGCAUGCUUGAUCGUCCGGGCCAGUCCACCAUUGAGUCAAGAGUGAUGAAUCUGGUCGUGUGGCGUGGUCGUAACUCUGUUAAUGUGAUGGCUUCCAAGGCAGAUGUGGCUAUACUGUUGGGAACGAUGAAGGAGUUAAAGAUAUACAAUCUGACUAUUCACGAAGCAAUUAUAGAAGCCAAGAAAGUAAAGGACGCAGAGCGUGCUGCACGAGAUGUCGAUAAAGCUGUUGCGACGAAGGAGACACGGAAUGACGUCGUGAAGAUGAAUGAGGCUGACGCUGUGCCCACCGACCAUAUUGCUGCCUUGUCAGCGGACAUUGGAUCCAAAAUAGAUCCUUGUGUUGCGUGGUAUCCCAACGCAUUCCACUUGCCUCGCACAAUGGAACGAUUAUCGACAUCAUCUGUAAAAAUGCGCAAGUCGCCUGAUCAACUCGUCACUCCAACGUUUACAUGCGAGGUGUGCAAGAUAUCAGUGCGUUCGGCGCAAAAACUUAUUGACCACGUUAAUUUUUCACCAUUACAUCAAGCUUCCCUUGGCUUAAACAAAGGCUCGAAGGCUGGGAUUAAAUCUGCUGGGUGCGUGCGUCGAUUGCUAUAUGAUGGCUCCAAUCUGUUCUGGCGUGCCAACGAGACGCUGGAUGUGUGCAUUUACGAAGAUUUGGCUGUAAAUCGCAUCACCAUCCGAGCUUUUCAGCAAAAGCCACCACAAAAUAUGGAGACUGACGAUGUUAGCUCGUUGAAUUCUAUCCCACCUUUGGAAAUUGACCUACGGCGUCUACGUCAGGUACUGGGAAUUGAUGCAGCACCAAAAAAUUCCGGCUACCAUAGUAAAUCCUUUGGGCUUACAGCGAGCACGAUGCUAGGUUCAACGCUGACGAACCAGUCAAUUUGUGAUGCAUCACAAAAUCAUUCAAGCGAGCUGAUAACAGAGUAUCUUCUUGCUCGUCUACAGGCACGACGUGACUCUCUUGACCGAGUGCAUCUUUAUUUUAUACGAAACAAUGACGAUGAGCUGGAUCCAAAUGAUUUGUUAUUGAAAUCAGCAGAAACACCUAAAGCUCUGCCAAGUGACCUCACGAUUCGUCGCCGUCACACAAUCGAUGACGUCAAGGAAGCCCAGAAAGAAGUUUCGGUGGCCACAGUGCGGCUGAAACACGCACGCAUGAAAGCUGAAGAGCUGUCAAACUUAGCGCACACGACGUUGGAUAAUUAUUCAAGGCAUUUUGGCUCGGCUACUACUGCACAGCAAAUGUAUAAGUGA
Plasmopara halstedii is the source of this 3198-nucleotide messenger RNA. Its product is annotated as trna (cytosine-5-)-methyltransferase. NCBI's taxonomy places the organism in Eukaryota, Oomycota, Peronosporomycetes, Peronosporales, Peronosporaceae. The record is from RefSeq and is a predicted model, not a curated record. Gene Ontology annotation, molecular function: RNA binding; tRNA (cytidine-N5)-methyltransferase activity. Gene Ontology annotation, biological process: RNA methylation. The transcript has 6 exons. Bases 1 to 3198 code for a protein of 1065 amino acids.